GUUUUGUUGAUUCGGCAGUCGUUUUUUUCUUUCCUUUUUGUUUCGGCUGUUCAGUAAUACUCGCUCGUCGCUGAAUCAACCAGCACAAUUCUCGACACUUUACAGUCAUAGUGGCGGAGAGCGACAUUGAGCGACUGAGAGCGACAGAAAAGCACCGAGAUUCAAGCUUCAGUUAUGGCGUCCGACCGGCGGACAGUCCGGAUGCACCUCAACCGCCUGCAGCCAACGCAGCUGCUGCGGUUGUUCCCAGUCACGCCUGCGCAGGUCGACCGCUACGUGGCCGCGCUGGCCGAGUCCAAGGCGGCGGGCAAGUCCAAGUCCCGCGCUGCCGCGUCUGCUGCUUCAUCUGCUUCUGCCGCCGCGUCGUCCCUGUCCUCGUCGUCGUCGUCGUCGAUGGGUGCAAGCGCGCACGAUGAACGACAUGGCAAGCGAGGCGCUUCGGCCACUGCUGCAGGGCGUGGCGCCCGUGCGGUGGUCAAGACGGCGGGAGUCCCAGCUCAUGCUCAGCGACUCGUGCGCGAGCAAAUCCUCGACCUCGUCAUGAAGACACACAUGGCGAACGGGAUGUCAGUUGAUGAUCUGGCAAAUGCAGAGCUGACUUACGUACAAUCAACACACACGUCGCGAAAGAGUUGGAGAUCGUUGCGCUUGGUAUACCUCGACAGCGAUACUCCCAAAGUGGAUGACAACGAAUCGAAUGCUCUGAACGCUCUGGCUCCUGCUGCCGAAUUGGCGUGGCGCAAGGCAGUGCCCCCGCACGCCCUUCAAGCAGCCAUCCACGAACGCAUGAAUGUGUUUUUUCCCACGCAUGUUCUCGUCCAUCAUCUACCCGACGCGGCUUGGAUUCGCCUACAAAUGCGCGAGGAAGGCCGGCUGCAACCGUAUCCGGACUCGACGGUGAUUCUCGUGUAUUACCCCCACACCCGAAUGAUUGCGUCCCAGCCAAUGAAGCAAUUCUACAAAAACUACCUGUUGCAGACGCUCAUUGCCGUGCUGGGUUGCGCGAGAAUCGAUGAGCUCGCAUUAACCACGCCGCAGCUCGAUUCGCUUGCUGCCAUGUCGCUGCAUAACGACGCCCAGGGUCCCUACAGCGCGCUUGCACUCAACCAGACAGAUCAGCACCCACUGGCCCGUCGGCGACGAAAGGUUUCAGCACAAGGGCGGGAAGAAUUUUCUAACAUGGACACCCAGGUUAUUGUACAAGAGGACGAAGAAGAGACACAGCAGGUCAAGCGCGUUGCAUUGGAGCAGUUUGGACCCAACGCCCAACCUGUGCUCAAGGAGGUGGCUCUGAGCAGCCAAACGCUCUUCCAGGGCACCUCGUUGGGAGUUCCAUUUAGUAUUCCUUCAAAGCCAUUUCGGUGCAAGAUUGUUCUUCGCGGGCCAAGUGUGAUUGAAGGGUUGAAGGAAUUGACGCAACGUGGGAUGGCGGCAGCGCAGCUCCCUCCAUACCUCGCCAAUCUCCACUCGACCGGGAUGAACUCAAUGUCCAUCCUGGAGGACGGUUCUGUUGCUGGUGUGCCCGUGCAUGCCUUUCCAUCCCGGGGUUCUCGUUAACAAGAGCAUGUCAAUAAACGCGGGCUAAAUGCAGCUCUGCGUGUUUCAUUCCGGCUUUUGCUUCCAUCGUCGACGGCUUUAUCUCUUCGUUCCU
Messenger RNA from Capsaspora owczarzaki ATCC 30864, 1651 nucleotides. RefSeq lists its product as hypothetical. Lineage: Eukaryota; Filasterea; Ministeriida; Capsasporidae. The transcript is spliced from 5 exons. The coding region runs from base 175 to 1557 and encodes 460 amino acids. Gene Ontology annotation, biological process: chromosome segregation; CENP-A containing chromatin assembly. The record is from RefSeq and is a predicted model, not a curated record.